Messenger RNA from Corticium candelabrum, 636 nucleotides. RefSeq lists its product as uncharacterized. Gene Ontology annotation, molecular function: nucleic acid binding. Gene Ontology annotation, biological process: DNA integration. The record is from RefSeq and is a predicted model, not a curated record. The coding region runs from base 1 to 636 and encodes 211 amino acids. Lineage: Eukaryota; Metazoa; Porifera; Homoscleromorpha; Homosclerophorida; Plakinidae. The transcript has 2 exons.
AUGACACCUAUUGCAACCGCGUCGGCCCACACCGUUAGCAUCAAAUUGAGAGAGUGGAUCAGACGCUACGGCAUCCCGCGUACCAUACAUUCCGACCAAGGUGCUUGCUAUACGAGCACGACGUUUAACGAAUUGUGUGCUAAGUAUGGGAUCCGGUACACUGUCUCUUCAGCCUACCACCCGCAAGCUAAUGGCUCAGUUGAGCGGCUGAACCGUUCUAUAGGAACAACUCUGGCAAAAGUCGUUCACCACUCUCAAACCGACUGGCCAGAUCGACUACCAGAAGUACAGUUGGCAUACAACUCUGCCAAGCACGACACGAUUAAUGCGUCUCCGUUUCGCAUCAUUUUAAACAGGGAGCCCGCACAAUUACAGAUUCCUUGGCGGACCAUCUCCAAUCCACACCUCAAACAGAUAUACAGCAGUCACAAGAACGAAACGUUCUCAGAUCUACAAAAUUUGAAUGCAAGUUCAAUUGUGUCAAACCCAGGAGAUCAAAGUGAAACUCCCUGUGUAGUAACUCAGCUAUUAGAACAAAGAAAGGCUACUUCGCGCUACUUUACAACCAGAGCACGACGUGACCACAAGGCUCGUAUCAACGAUGUACCAUUAUACUACAAUAUCUCCUUUCCUUAG